GGGCCGCGCGCCUCCCCGCGCGCCUCGGCCGCCGCCAUUUUGUUGGCGCCGGGCGCUGCCGCCGGGGCGAGAAGGGCUGGGAAUCGCUGGGAAUCGCUCCUCGGCUCCUCCCUCAGCCGCGCCGAGAGGCGGGGACUGAGCGCGGCCCGGCCGGGCCGGGCCGGGACGGAGCGGCGGGGCCCAAGGCGGUGCAGCGAUGUCGGCGUUCUCGGAGGCGGCGCUGGAGCGGAAGCUGUCGGAGCUGAGCAACUCGCAGCAGAGCGUGCAGACCCUGAGCCUGUGGCUCAUCCACCACCGCAAGCACUCGGCGCUCAUCGUCAGCGUGUGGGAGCGGGAGCUGCGCAAGGCAAAACCAAAUAGGAAGCUGACAUUCCUGUACUUGGCCAAUGAUGUCAUACAGAACAGCAAAAGGAAAGGACCAGAAUUUACAAAAGACUUUGCUCCAGUAAUAGUGGAGGCUUUUAAGCAUGUUUCAAGUGAGUCUGAUGAGAGUUGUAAGAAACACCUUGGCCGAGUGUUGUCUAUCUGGGAAGAAAGGUCUGUUUAUGAAAACGAUGUAUUAGAACAACUUAGGCAAGCUUUGUAUGGAGACAGAAAGGUGAGGAAGCGCACAUAUGAACAGAUCAAAGUGGAUGAAAAUAACUGUUCACCUCGAAGUUCUCCCACUGAUCCUCCUCAGACCACAGAUCUCAUUAGAGCAUUACAAGAACUAGAAAAUGCUGCCUCUGGGGAUGCAGCAGUUCACCAGAGAAUAGCUUCCUUGCCUCUAGAGGUCCAGGAUGUGUCCCUGUUAGACAGAAUAACAGAUAAAGAAUCUGGAGAGCAACUUUCCAAAAUGGUAGAUGAUGCAUGUAUGUUGCUGGCGGAUUACAAUGGCAGGUUGGCAGCUGAAAUAGAUGAUAGAAAACAGCUAACUCGAAUGUUAUCAGACUUUCUCCGAUGUCAAAAAGAGUUCCUUGCAGAGAAAGAACAUAAGUUGGAAGAGUACAAACGCAAGUUAGCCAGAGUGUCCCAAGUGCGGAAAGAACUCAGGUCACGCAUCCAGAACCUGCCUGAUCUCUCUCGACUUCCCAACGUCACGGGCAGCCACGUACACCUACCGUUUGCAGGAGACAUCUACAGCGAUGAUUGAUUACCAAACAUCCCCCCCACAACCUCUGCUUUUCUGUGAAAUGAGGAGUAGGCCAGACCGAUCGGUACUCUUGUAGUAUUAUUUUUGUAUAUUGUUGCAGAGUGUCAGUAAAAAUACUUUAAUAAUUUAUAAGAAAUGGUUUAAAAAGUUGAUUUGUUUACUAUUUUAUUGGUGAGUGAACAUAAGGGUACAUUUAUAAAAGUGACAUCUCUGUCUGUUACAUGGAAGAAUGAAUAAUUAUCUUUUGUAAAGAUUUUAGUUGGGUGCCCUGUAAAAAAACAUGCUAAGAUUUUUCUUAUGUACCCUGUAUUUAAUGUAGAUCAAUAUAUAAUCAAAACCUAAUUCUAACUUGAGACAUUUCCGUUGCUAGUGGGAGAGUGAAACGUGGAAAUCACAGGCUUAUGUUUGCAAGAAGGAAGAUGCAAUUUAAUGCAAAGUUAAAAGUGAUCUUACUGUCCAUUACAUUUAGAUUACCCACUCCCAAAACAAUGUGGGUUUUUUGGAAGUAAAUGCUAACAAACAAUUUUCUAUUGGAAAAUAUUAAUCAUGUUACACUGAGCAGAUCUUCAAACUACUCAAAAUACUACAAUAUUUUUGUAUCAUUUAGAAGUCAGCAUGUAGAAACUAUAAAAUUGACCAGUUUAAUUAUGUUUUGAAAUAGUAGCUUUUUACAGCUGCUUAGUUUCUCAAUCGAGGGACCAUUCAUUUCCAAUUUAAUCCCUUUCUAGAACAUCUGCUUCCAUCUAAAAAGGUUAAUCCCAGAAAUGUGAAGCCAUUUUACAGUUUUAAUUAAAUUGAAAGGUCAUUCUCUAAACUAUCUCAGUUGCUAAGUGCCCAUUAUUAAAAUUUGACAAUGUACCAGCCGUACAUGCAACAAAAUGGUGAUACAGCUGUACUGUGCAUCCUCUUCCACUGAGAAACCCUGGAGUCCAGCAUGGGCUACCACCUCCCCACCUUCACCUGCUCCAGCAAAUAUUUCUAAAUCUUGAUUGUCUUUUUCUCACACAACAGGAGGAGACUGUUCAGGCCUGUGUAUAACUCAAACAGCAGAAAACUAUUGCCCAGUUAAAAAACUCUGUUGCAUGGCAUAAAUGUGGUGUUUUUCUGGGAACUGCUGAAUGUUAAGACGUUGAUGGGGGUUCCACGGACGGAUUUGGGUGAAUAUAGGUGAGAGAUCUCUGUUGGUUGCUCUUGGAGGAUAAGGUUUAUUCGGGAUGCAGGGAGGCCCUGCCUCGAGCUGCUAGACACAGCACGUGGCUGGGCCUGAGGUGAUGGGGAGGGGAGAAACAAAAGGAAGAGCAGGGACUCCUGGAGGAAGUUCCAGGAGGAGAGGGGAAGAUCCAAGAGAGCGUCUGGCCCCCUGGAGACCCCUUAUCAGGGGGGCUCCAAGGUGGGCUGGAACAAGACUUGGGCCAAUGGGGUCACAGGCACCUGAUGUUUCAGGGGAGGGUUACAGGUGUGGGGUGAACCAUACAUUUUGGGGGGUGAGAUGGAACAGUCCAUUUGACCUUUGGACCCCUCUGUAGGUAAGAUUGUUGUCCAGCCAGUAGGGGGCAUUAUAUUCGUCCUGGCUGUACUAUUGUGGUUCUUAAUCAUACUUAUCUAUCCUUCCCAACAAUUCUGGAUUUCUGAAGAAUCCUUGUUUCCAUACUAGACAUCAGCUUUUAGGUUCGCUUAAAGAUACAGAUAGGCAUUUAGCACAUUGCCAGAAAGUUACAGCUUUUAAAUCUAUUGGAAUGAGCCAUGUAAUCAUUGAGUGAUUUAAAAAAUGCCUGCCUGUACCUUUGGCAUUUCAAUGACCUAAAAAACCUGGGCUGCAAUUGUUUUGAGUUGGAUAUAUCACAGGAUCGUUUUAUGAUUGCAUUUUGUUUAUGGUUUUGCACUUGUCAGGCAUUGUUUUGUACCAGUUAAGUUCACAGUUUACAAGUUUAAUACACCUCACAUGAAAGCAAAUUUUUUUACAAAAAGCUGUUCUUUCUUUUCAAAACCCACAACAAUACAAAACAGUCUUGGAGUGAAAUUGUUCAAGGUAGUUAUGUGUCACUUGUUACUGGCUUCUACAGGGCUAAUCACUAGAAUACCUACAGGAUGUGAAUGGAGAAUAACCACUCUCUUUAAAAUAGAUACACUUGGGCAUAAGUAACUCAGUCCAGUUACCUUUUCUCGUGGAAGCUGCCAUGAAUUAGACUCAGUUAAGUAGGGAAAAAGCCUGAAAAGAUAGAAAUGCAAGCUGUUGACAUAAUAGUCUAUAGCAUGCAAUGUAGAAUAACAAUUUCCUAAAAAAUUCUGACAGAUAAAUAGGAGUGUGCAAAAUAGUUAUCAGAGCUCACUACAGGUCCAAAAAUUUUAAAGUGUUGAGCGGCAAUUUUCUAUUCCAUAGGAAAAAAAAGCUGACUAUAUUGAAUCCAGAGGAUUUAGUUUAUUUAGUUUAAGUGUAAUAUACAAAAUUAAAUAACACUUACUGACAUCUUUUCAGUGUAGAUUCUUGAUAAGAAAAUGUUCUGAUACAAUUUUAAUGUUUUAAAUAGUUCUGUUCUCGUAUGUUAAACUCAUCACAUAAAUUCUCACAUGUAUGUGCAUUGUAGUUGCAGUUAAAGGUCAGUUUUACUAAAGAAUAGCACCAAAUUUGUGGUAAAUAUUUGUUGCUGUGGAGGUAGGAUGGGAACAAAGAGACUAAUUUAGAAGGUUAGAUGAAGUGAACUCAACUGAUUUAUUUUAAAUACAUUUCUCUUUUUGUAGAGAGCAUCAUGUAGACUCAUUUCAUUGGUCUUAAAGUAAAAACAUCUUACACCAUUGGUGCUCAGUGAAUGAUGCACAGUGGCAGAACAUGCCUAUAAACAAUGUGAACAAGAAAGAUAGAGAAUUAUUUCCAUUCCUUUCCAGCUCUUUCCCAGGCCCAGCCUGGUUGGAAAAGCUCUUUUUUCCUCUCUGACUGAGCUGAGAUUACCCAUAAAUAUUAAACCAGCUUAAUCUAUUAGGAAUUCUAAAACAAAUCAUAAAACAAGAGGCAUAAAUAGUGAGUUCAUGGUUGAAUUCCAUACAUAGAAAUCUUAAUUUGUUCCCAGAGGUGAUCGAUCAUAAGUGCAGUGACAAGGCUUAUUAGACUGUGCUGUAAAAUCUAUGUUGGAUACUCAGAAUCAUAGGGAAUUAAGCUUAAGCAAUCUUUUGCUGCCUGAAUUGAAAUUAGUUAUAAUAAUAAAGUUGACUGCUGAGUUUUCUUGAUCUCUCAACAGUUUAAAAAAAAAGCAUGACACUUACUUCACUGGAUUUGUUUUUCCUAUUCAUAACUCCUAGUGGUAACAUUGCUUAUGUACAGGUAAUGUAGAACUGAUAAAGAGUGAGGAAAAAACCUCAACUUUUUCUUGAUGUAUAUACGUUUUAAUUUUGAGAGAGUGUUAUUUUCGGGGUAUAUUUUUCUUCAUUUUACUGUGAAAUUGUUUACUUCAAGGAGUUUUUCAUUGCUGGGGUUUUGGAAAUGAUCCCUCAAUAUUUGUUUGGAAAAGAGGACUUGUGAAAGGCAACAGUCACUCUUAGAGCAAGUGUCAUAUAUUAAUGGCUGAAUGGUACGCUGGGUUUUUUUUUAUUUAUAUGGGAAAGAUGUCGGGUAUCAAGUAGUUAGGAGAUUUAUACUGUAACUGUAAUAGUAUAGCAGGAGAUAGCAUGGUACAGUACAGAUGCAGCCCUGUAGUGUCAAAAAAUACCUCCAAAUUCUCAGGUUCCAAAGCUUAAUGUACAUACUUCUGACAUCUCAGGAAGAAAAGAGGCUGGGUGGGGAAGGGUGGGGUGCCGAGGAGACAGAAGGGAGAACAUGCCUGGGUGGAAAGGUAAAGCAAACCACAUGUCAGCUUCCAUCGAAACAAAUAACUGUGAGAUUGGGCAGCACAAUGUUUUACCUGUAGGUGGGAUUGUACCACAGAACUGCUUUGGGGUGUUGCCAUCCUGGGAAAGAAAAUGUGUGGGCAUACCCUGCCUACCUCUUCUAAUGUGGUCUGGCUCUAGGCAAUACAGAAUGCCUGCCCUACAAAAGGCACAAUUAUAAAAUAUCUGAAUAUUUUUCAUCUAAUAAUAAAGGCAUAAUAAUUAGAGUAUUUGCUUCACUAUAUUGCACUUUUAUUAAGCAUUUUCUGAAAAAAAAGCAAAGAGAUUCCUGCAGCACUUUGCCAUAUGAGAAUGCUUACCUUGGAGGUCACUGGGACUGCUUGUAUGUAUAUUCUAGUGUUUGCAGACUCAAACUGUGUUUUUUGCAGAAUUUUUUGAGAUGCCAGGAAUACUACCCCACUUUUGUGGUUUUAAAAAUAAAUGUGAAGUCCUUAGUUACAAAAAUUGUCAUUCUUAGAAAUUAUGUUUCAUUACUUCUUUUGGAAAUUAGACUACAGCCUGCAAUAAUAUUAGCUUGUCUAACUCACUCUGUUAAUGUUUGUAUUAGUAUAUUAAAGCACCUCUGUUAAUCCCUAGCAACACAGUCCAAACCACAUGCUUAUUGUGUAUUUUAUCCGAGUAGUCUUCUGAGUGUCAAAUUGAGAGCUUUCAUUAUGAUGAAAUUACAUUCCUGUUUACCUGAAGCUUAAGAAAACCAUUGUGUUAGAACUUGCACAGACUAGUUCUGCUUUCUCAAGUCAGUGGUGACUCAGUCUGGUACUUCGAUGAUGACCCUAAACACAUAUGUAGGAUGUAGUAACCAGCGGUGCAGAUGACCAUGGAGGAUGUGGAAAUCAUACAUAGGCUUGGUUGGCUCUCUGCAGAAGAGCCUUUUGAAACAUAAGGAAAUAGAUCUGUGGGUGUGGGGUUUUUUCAGUGGGAAAAUCAGUGAAAACCAGCACAUCUAAAAUUUGAUGGUUAUAUUUACGAAUAUUUAGGCCAGUUCUGCUCAUUACAUUUAAUCACAGUGAUUAUUCCUGCAAGUAAAGAAAGCAGACUCAAACAUAGUGUCUGAAGUGGAAUUUUUUUCUAAUGAAUGACCAAUUUUGUCUCGGCUCCUAUUUCAGUGUGUCAUUUAUCUUGAUUAAGUAGUAAAUCUCUUCCAUCGUGUUAUUUAGGAAUCUAAUUCUGACUUCAUAUCUACAAUAGUUGAAGUAUCCUACCAAGCAUGAUGUUUUUGUGGGAAUUUGCAAAAGUUCAAUAGCACUCAUUACUUGUUUGCAACAGAAAUAGACUUAUUUGUUAAAAGCUGACAAGAAAAGUUUGAAAUGUAAAGACUUUUCAUUAUUGUGCUUUUCUGACAGAACCUGUAAUCCUUGUGUAAUUUAUGUCCUCAGAAUAACACCUAUAUGUACGCUCUUUCAUAUUUAAUAAAACAUUGUUGUAAAAACA
Messenger RNA from Taeniopygia guttata (zebra finch), 6442 nucleotides. RefSeq names its product regulation of nuclear pre-mRNA domain containing 1A (gene RPRD1A). Gene Ontology annotation, molecular function: RNA polymerase II C-terminal domain binding. The record is from RefSeq and is a predicted model, not a curated record. Lineage: Eukaryota; Metazoa; Chordata; Aves; Passeriformes; Estrildidae. Gene Ontology annotation, biological process: mRNA 3'-end processing.